AGAGAGAGAGAGAGCGAGCGCGCGAGCGAGUGGGGGGCGCACCCCUCGCCCCUCCGGUGGGAAAGGGGCGGAGCCUGCGCGGCCGGGGCGUGUGUUGCGUGAGUCCACCGAGCCCAGCCCCGGGCGAGCCGUCCACCUGCAGCCAUUUGCCGCCGCCUCACCACCGGCCGAGGCCGCAACACCUCGCUCGCGGAGAGAAGACGCACCCCGUGGACGGCGACGUCGGCUCCGAAGGCGGGAUGGAGGAGGAGGAGGCUGAAACAAAUAACCAGCAAGAAACAUUGCAGAGAAGGAAGAAUGCAAUCUUAGUGGAUGGUGUAAUUUUAAAUGGUCCAGUUGCAGACUCGGAAGCAGGAGAGAAGUUUGUGGAAGAGGCCACUAAGAUCAUUAUGGAGGAAGUGAUAAAGAAAGCUGCUGAUGUAACAGAAAAGGUAUGUGAAUGGCAGCCUCCUGAGAAGCUGAAAGCUCUUCUUGAUUUGGAAUUGAAAGACACUGGAGAGAGCCAUCAGAAACUCUUGCAGUUCUGUCGGGAUGUUAUAAAAUUCAGUGUCAAAACCAAUCAUCCAAGAUUUUUCAAUCAGUUGUAUGCUGGAAUUGAUUAUUAUUCUUUAGCAGCACGUUUCAUUACAGAAGCAUUAAACCCAAGCGUGUACACCUAUGAAGUGUCCCCAGUUUUUUUGCUAGUGGAAGAAGCAGUCCUAAAGAAGAUGAUUGAAUUUAUUGGCUGGGAAGAAGGUGAUGGUAUAUUUAAUCCAGGCGGCUCUGUUUCCAACAUGUAUGCAAUGAACUUGGCCAGAUACAAAUACUGCCCUGACAUAAAGGAACAGGGGCUUUCAGGGAUGCCUCGACUGGUUGUGUUGACAUCUGAUGAGUGUCAUUACUCUGUGAAGAAGGCAGCAUCGUUUUUGGGAAUUGGCACACAAAAUGUGUAUUUCAUCAAAAGUGAUGAAAGAGGUAAGAUGAUACCUGAGGAACUGGAGAAACAAGUCCUGCGGGCCAGGAAAGAGGGUUCAGCACCAUUUUUUGUCAGCGCUACAGCUGGCACCACAGUUUUGGGAGCAUUUGAUCCUUUGGAUGAAAUUGCCGACAUCUGUGAAAGAUAUGGCCUUUGGCUGCAUGUUGAUGCAUCAUGGGGAGGCUCGGCAUUGCUAAGCAGGAAGCACUGUAAGCUUCUACAUGGCAUCCACAGGGCCAACUCUGUUGCAUGGAAUCCUCAUAAGAUGCUUAUGGCAGGGAUCCAGUGCUGUGCCCUUCUGGUGAAAGACAGUUCAGGCUUGCUUAAGAGAUGCUACUCUGCCAAUGCUUCAUACCUGUUCCAACAAGACAAGUUCUAUGAUGUCAGCUAUGACACAGGUGACAAAUCUAUCCAGUGCAGCAGAAGAGCAGAUGCCUUCAAAUUCUGGAUGACAUGGAAGGCACUGGGGACGACUGGCCUUGAGGAAAGAGUAAACAGAGCCCUUGCAUUAGCCAGAUACUUAGUGGAUGAAAUCAAGAAGAGAGAAGGCUUCCAGUUGCUGUUGGAGCCAGAGUAUGCGAACAUUUGCUUCUGGUACAUUCCACCUAGUCUGAGAAAUAUGGAAGAAGGACACGAAUACUGGGAAAAGCUCCAUCAUGUUGCCCCUGCUAUUAAAGAGAGGAUGAUGAAAAAAGGCAGCAUGAUGUUGGGGUACCAGCCACAUCGUGGCAAAGCGAAUUUCUUCCGCCAGGUUAUUAUCAGCCCUAAGGUGAGCCGUGAAGAUAUGGAUUUCCUGCUUGAUGAGAUCAACUCACUUGGGAAAGAUUUAUAGUUGAUGUUCCACAACAUUUGUCUCUCCGUGUGUGUGCGUGUGCGUGUGCGUGUGUGUAGAGUUUCAAGAUUAAGAAUGUCUAUGGCAGGACGGUGCUAGCCUUGGGACUGAUGGGACAGUACUAUGAAUGCAAGAGUUUUGCUGACUGAAAUGCUAAUUAGUAAAUGAAAUGUUGACCUGACCAGUUGUACAUGUUGAGUUGCAGAUGUAUUUCCAUCUACUGGGUUCCCUUUUACCUGAAACAUUAUUUUCUGUAGAAGUCAAAAUAUUGAAAUUUGUGCUUCCUCUCUUCUCUGAUGUUUUGAAAAAAUAAUUGUAUAUUGUUUCUGAAUCACAGUUCAUAUCUCUAUUGCUCAAAUGUCAGUAAAGUAUUUCUGAAGUAUUUUAGAUGCAUAUUAAAGACAAAGAAAAUUUAGAGAUAUAUAUGUAUCUUUAAAUAUAUGGAUGGGUGGAUGGGUGGAUGCAUUGAUGGGUGGCUAGUGUGUGUCUCCUGGAGCUGUAUUUUUUUAUGCUGUGUGGCUAUUUAAAGUAAGGGUUACUAUAUUGAUUAACCCACUGGUGUGUUUUUUAAUGAUGUCAUCUGAGCAGAAUGUAAUUUGGGAAAAUACUAAAGAUAAGAUAAAUUCAUUUUGAAAUGUGCUCAUGAUUUUCAAAUAGAGACGUAGUCGGAAAGCUGCAAAGACCCAUAUUGGUUUCUUUCCCCCAUUGAAUUAAUUUACUGCUAUAUGUUUUAACAAACUCAUGAUCAUUUUUGCAUCACUGUUGGACUUCCAACUGUGUUUGCAAAGCUGAAUUUGGAGGUUACAUUCAUAGUGUGGUGUAAUUAAUUUAUUAGAGAUUUGUUUUACUUGCUGCUAUCAGUUCUGUAUGACAUAAAAUGUAUUUAUAGCGUAUAACAGAAUUUUCCAGCUUCAGCACUGUGGUAGUACCUUUUUAGUAGCAUAUUCAAGUCUGAUGAACAACAAACCCCUGGGUUUUUCAUUGACUAUUUUAAUUAAAAGUAAUUGAUAACUCUUCAGAAUAAAUUCAGUCUCUUAAAAAACA
This is a messenger RNA of Anolis sagrei ordinatus, 2831 nucleotides long. RefSeq names its product glutamate decarboxylase like 1 (gene GADL1). The record is from RefSeq and is a predicted model, not a curated record. Gene Ontology annotation, biological process: carboxylic acid metabolic process. Gene Ontology annotation, cellular component: cytoplasm. NCBI's taxonomy places the organism in Eukaryota, Metazoa, Chordata, Lepidosauria, Squamata, Anolidae. Gene Ontology annotation, molecular function: carboxy-lyase activity; pyridoxal phosphate binding.